This is a messenger RNA of Dendroctonus ponderosae (mountain pine beetle), 5583 nucleotides long. RefSeq names its product transmembrane protein 131 (gene Tmem131). The coding region runs from base 95 to 5236 and encodes 1713 amino acids. Gene Ontology annotation, cellular component: membrane. The transcript has 24 exons. The record is from RefSeq and is a predicted model, not a curated record. Lineage: Eukaryota; Metazoa; Arthropoda; Insecta; Coleoptera; Curculionidae.
GUGACAUAAAUAGUCGAUGAAAAUCAUAAAAGCAAUGUCAGGUCAAAAUGAAAAUAUUAAGCAUUUUGGAAGAUAAAUCCGUGAGAAACGAGAAAUGUUUGAAAAACAAGCUUUAUUUUAUACGUUUCUGUUUACAUUUAUGCAACUGAUCCGGAUAACCCAUUUAACGUUUCAUGACAGUGGCCAUGGAUUUAUGACAAAAAAAUCCCGGUAUUUUGACGACGAAUUAUCCCACAUUCAUGAGGAAAUUGGCUCCUUAAGGUACUUCCAAAAUGUAGAUUCUCUGGAUAAUCUAAACUUGCGCUUUGAUCCAGAGGUUUUAGAUUUCCGCGAACGGUCGCUUGGAACACCGCAUUCCAGGAUUGUUACCCUUUUUAAUACUGAUAGCAAUAAAACUGUCGACUUAUCAUCCAUUUCUGGAAAUACUGUACAUUUCCAUAGCUCUUUCUUUGAAGAUAAGCAAAUUCCACCAAAUGGCAACACAACAUUUAAAGUUGUGUAUUUAGGAAGGCACGAAGGACCCGUAGAAAGUUCGUUAUUUCUACACACAUCGAAUGGAUUUGUGAAAUAUAAUGUGAAAGCAUUUGGCACGUUUAACAGUUACAAAGUUCGACCCAUCGUAGGUGUAAAAUUGCCGGUGAAUUCGACUUUUACCCCGGUUAUUUACAUGCACAACCCUCAUUCGCAGGCGAUACAGAUUGUCGAAAUUCUCAGCAGUGGAGGUGGAUUCCACUUAGAGCUUCCUGGCGGACAGCACGAAGGACCGAAUGGUCUUUGGGAGAUUAAUCCCUAUGAAACGAAGGCAGUGAUUCGAAUUCGUUUUGACGCAAAAAUACCGCACAAUCAUACAGCUUAUAUCAGAAUAAAACUUCACGAUCCUGAAGAAAUUUUGAUAGUUCCACUUGAAGUGGAAGUUACUGAAGUUCAAAAUGUUUUCCAUCCGCAAGGGUAUGUGGAUUUUGGUAUCGCAGGCUCCUUGGACGAACCAAAAGAAGUCAAUUUAUGUCUUCAUAAUCCGCUGAAACGGGCCGUCCGUGUUCACAGUGUAUCUACUCUAUCAAAGUCCAUUAAAAUCCAUUACUACAACAUAAGAAUUAACCCUCCAGGCGAAGAUGAAAACAAGUGCGUCAAUGUGGGAACUUUAACUUUGGAUUGGAAAAAUGCUUGGCAAUUUGAAGACUAUCACGGCAAGAUAAUAGUGAAACUGCAAGGGGGAAAGAAUCGCACAGAAAUCCCUUACUUUUUGACUGUACUUAAAGGCGGGCUCAGCUACGACAAAAUGUCCACAACGUAUUUUCUAAAUGAGCAGGAAAUGGACACGAACGAGCGGAACUUUGAGGUUGUCAAUCAUUUUAAUCUUUCAGUUCAGAUUGUAGAUGUUAAAUUUCCUUUUGAUAUGGAUACUACGUUUAAGGUUCAGACAUUAACUCCACUAACAGUGCAUCCUCUUGAGAAGAAAAGUCUGUUUAACAUUUGGUUGAAGCCCACCGCUAAGAAGACUGAUAUGCAGCUGACCAGCCAUAUUAAAAUACUAACCAACGUGUCUGAAAUGAAUGUGCCAUUGUUAAGUUAUAAUGGAAAACUGCAAAUCCACUUACCAUAUCCUAGUGACGGUCGGUCGCUCAAUAUAGGUCUAAUCGGUCAUCACAAGAAGAUGGAACUAGUCUUCAGUUUGAACAAUCCUAAUCCCGUUGAGCUGGCACUCUUACAUUUGACUACCUCAUUAGCCACCAGCGAGUUUGAACUUUUUGGUUGUGGAGUGGGUGAUCACAAGCAUGUGCUGAUGUACCAUAAUUUUGAGAAUCUCACUAAAUGUGAUAGCGUAGCUGCGCAAGGUUAUGCCGUUGUUAAAAUGACCAUCAAUACAAAUGAUGAUGAUGGUUAUGUUAAAGGUGAUAUUCAUAUACAAACUGUUUAUGAAAAUUUAUCAUUUCCUGUCAGCUACAAAGUUGCUGCUGGCGAAAUGAUCAUUGAUCGAGAUGAUCUUCUGUUUGAUAACUGUUUUCCUGGAAAAACUUGUACUCACCCACUCCGAGUGUUUUCGUCAUUUUCCGAGAAAAUGUCGGUUGAAAAUAUCCUUACUCUUCCUCCAGACGGAAGAGUAUUCGCUGCUAUUACCAGCAACAUUUUGCCUAAAGUGAACCGGAUUAUCGGUUAUAUGUACUUUAAUCCCGAGUCUAACUGUGGCCCGAACUGUUACACUGGUUUUAUUAGUGAAGGCUCAGCUUCGUGGCUCCGAACUCUAGUCAUCACCAAACAGGUAUCAGAAUACGAUAUGAAACUUGCCUCCAGUUUUUAUGGUCGAUUUUUGAAUUUCACUGAAAACGGGGCCAAAACUAGGAACAUUAGCUUGCGGCUGGAUACCUCUGGAGUGAAGGGCCAAAUAUUUGUCAGCAAAAUCAACUACACUUGGCCUAAAUUGGUGCGGCAAACUUCCGUUAUUAAUUCAACGCUGGAGUUUCCUCUUACCCAAGUUCGAAACUCUUCACACAAAACCCUGAUUUUGCAAAAUCCUGCCAAUCAUAGCAUAGUCGUUCAGUUAAUUUUUGAAAACGACUAUCCACACGCUGAAAUGCUAUACGACGGCUUGCCCAGCAGCUUUAUUCCCCCUUCGGACAUAAAAUACACCAGUGCGAAUUGGUUUUCUUUUGACAAGCGCGUGAUGGAAAAUCAGCAAAAACACUUUGUUGAAAAUCUCAGAAUUAACGUUUACAAGCAAUCCCUGCCGCUUAUCUUAAUGCCUGGUCAAUCCAAGAGGGUCAAUUUAGACUUUACUGCUGAAGAGGCAAGACCCUAUUCCAGUCUGCUUCUGAUUCGCAACAACCUCACUAUUCUUGAAGUGGUGCGCCUGAAUGGAAAAGGCACGAUUCCGCUCUUUGAAUUUGCCACUUUGCAACCCGGGGACCAAAAGCCUUUGCAAUUCGAAUUAUCAGAAAAGCACAUGCGGCCUUGCAAUUCGGACCUGAAUCAGAAUCCUUUCCUACCCAACCUGACGAUUAUAGAGAGCUUUGCGGCCAAAAACUUAGGUGAAAUUCCCGUGCAUGUUACAAGUUUUUUUAUCAACGGAUAUUCCUGCGUGGGAUUCGGGUUUAAGGUCAUUAAUUGCGAACCAUUCAUGUUGUCUCCCAACACUUCAAGGAAAAUCGAUCUGGCAUUUACUCCAGAUCUAACUCUGCACGAGAUAUCCAGAGUCCUGAUUAUAGGGACCAGUCUAAAUACGUUCGUCAAUUAUUCUCUGAAAGCAACGGUUUCCCGGCAUUAUUGUCGAUUUUGCAGCGUUUUAUUAGAUCGGCCAUCAUGGGAAAUUGUCAUGAGUUACAUAGUUAACGUUUUCCUCACUGUAAUGCUCCUCCUAGUUUUUGCCAUAGCACUGCUAGACGCCAAUACGGCAAAAGCAAAAGCUCUGGCGAUCUAUAUGGUCUCAAAUACUCCUCCCAUGUUACCCGUACUUGAUCUUCGGCAAAUUGGUCGACAGGUUCGUGUGGAGUUUCAGACAUCUUUGAAAGAAAAGGUGAAAACCGAAUAUGCUCCAGAGGCUAAGGAGACAGAAAACACGAAGUCUGAACCUGCAAUAAUCCCAACAACCGGAAGAGCUAAACGGAAGCUCUGUCAAAAAAGCAGUCUGAAUGAAAGAGAAAAUAGCGUGGAAGAUGAACUGGAACGAGAACGGGUGAGAGAACGACAAAAGAAAAAGGAUAUUCUAUUUGAAAGGCACCGCUUGAAGUCACGAGAGCGAAAAACUGAAAAAGAGCUGAAGUUAUUGGGGGAAAAGGGGAAGAAAGAUAAGCACGCUCAACAGAAGGAGGUUGAUCUCAAAAAAAGUGCUGCUCCGAAAAAGCAGUGCAAAGUGAUUCAAGUACCUGCACAGGAAGAAGAAUCUUCCUCCACUACGACCGAAAGCAGUAAUAGUAGUAUGAACUGUGAUGAGGUUGAUAAGGAAAACCAAAGACUAAACUGGCCGAAACAGAAAGUGAAUGUUUCGUCCCAGACUGUAAACGACGUGAUCAAUUCGAAAGAGGCUCAAGACAGUAAGAUUAAGCACGUUAGCUUUGUAAAUAGUAAAUUAAGGAUCAAGGCAAACAAACCGGCUGGAGGGGAACAAGAGAAAGAGCAAGAGUCGCCAGCUAAAGGCACAGAUAACAAAUCCACAUUCAUUCACAAUAUUAGCAGAGAAAAACGACGAAGGGAGCCGAAAUUCAAGGAGCGCAAAGAUAAGUUAAUUUUUCGACACAAGAGUCAUAAUGAACGCAAGCAAUUUGUCAUGGAAAACGAGCCUGCGGCUGAACCGGAAGCUCCUAAAGCCCCUGGAUUUUUCGUAGCGCUUCCAACUGCUCCCCCAUCUUGUCCCGGUUGGAGCGAAAACAAGGCCCGAUUUAGUGAUGUUGUAGCUCGCAGCGAACCCCCAAGCGCCCCAUCCCCGGUUUACACUCAAAGUUCAGAGUCACCUUCAGUAUAUCCUCAAGAUGAGCCUUGUUUCGCGCAAAGCAUCAGCCCAUUCAAACAGAACAAACCUUGCACCAAACCUACGAUGUACGUUGAACCCUAUAAACCCAUCGAUUUAGGUCCUAUUGGGUCCAGACGAAUGGGAACCCCAGAUAGUAUGAGUCCAGAUUUGUUCAAUCAUGAGGGCGCCCAGUAUCUUCCUCCGAGUCGGCAGGUUCAACCACCCGAAUUUUAUCCGAUAAACGAUACGAGCGUGAUUGCUGCUGUGGCUAAUAACACUUUUAUGACCGGAGCCAAUAGAAGUCCUCCCAGUUUCUUCUCUCAUCAGCCGCAAAAUGUACCCCGUGAAGAACAGGCUAUUGGUUGGCCUAGGCAGCAACUGUUUCGCGACACAAGUAUCCCGCCGGAUGAAACUAUUCGAACAAAUUUAUUCUCACCACCUGUCCUGGAAGAUGAUUCUUGGCGAGGCGGGCCCGCACUCUCAACGUCUCCUCCUGCCAAUAGAGGCUAUUGGUCAAACACGUUCAGUAGUGUGCUGAACUCUACUUCCAAAUUGGCGAAUAAUGCCUCGUAUUUGUGGGGAUCCCACUCCAUUUGGACUCCUCACACACAGUCGCCGAAUCGUGUUCGGCGCACGCCUCCUGGCUUCGAUGAACAAAUUCAAAAGAAGAAAAGAGCCGAGGAAGAACAAAAACGUUACCAACAGCAGCAGCAGCAGCAGCAGCAAGCAGGUCCAUUCAAUCCUUUUACAAGUGGCGGCAGCGGCUCACCCUGGUCCCAACAUUGGGAAUAAUCUAGAUUCAAGUGAUAUGUCGUGUCUGUAGAUGUUUCUCUCAAUGAUGUAGGUCUAUGAACAGUUCAAUUUCAAGACUGUAACGUUUAAAUACUCCCCCUUCCUUGUUCGAAACUGUAACACACCUCUUAUUUUUGUGACGUUUUGGUCAUCUAGGUAAUAAACUGCAAAUUGCGUGUUAAAAAUAUAUUUUUUCUGAUAGAUCAUGUUUAAUAUAUCAUAAAGCGAUUGGACAGCUUAGUUGGAACUAUUUCCUCACGUUGAAAACUCGUUUAGUUUUUUGCAGUUUAUUGCGAAUGCCUUUGAAAUUUUCUCAUCAGUUAAUAAACGAUGCAGCAAGUGAAAAA